UCAACAUUGAGAGUUCGGUCCGUCCGUAGAACCACGAUGACCAUGACUUCACCAAAAAAUAAUAAAAGAAAAGAAAAGAAAAGACAUACAGUCAUAAUUGGAAUCUAUUUAGCCAGACUAUGGACUCUGAAUGAUAACGAGAAAGAGAAUGGAAGCGUGGUUACAUAGAUGCGCGCGUCUGUGUAUGAUAUAUACAUGUACAUGUAUAUGAAGAUUCCACAGACACAGCAAGUAAGCCGAUCUAAGUCUCGAUCUCUACCGAUCGAAGUUAAAAAUAAGGGAUUAUACACUUUAUCGUUCACCGAACUUUGAAAUGCCAGACGAAUAUUAGUGGAUACAGGUGAUUCAGGCAUCAUGGAGUACAUAAAAGAACUUAAAGCAGCCUUGGAAAAAUUUGCUGUGUCCCUGCAAGAAAUAAUUGUUACUCAUUGGCAUCCUGAUCAUGUUGGAGGCGUGGAUGACAUCUGUAGCUCUUUUAAUGAGGGUAUCUCUGUGUAUCAGUGUGAAGGAUACAAAGUUUCGAAGUUAAAGCGACUUUCUGAAGCAGAUGUUCCAUUAAAAAAUACAGAUUAUACCUUCAUCAAAGAUCAGCAUGUUUUCCAUACGGAAGGUGCCACUCUAAGGUUAUACCAUAACCCUGGUCACUCUGAAGAUCACACGAUACUACAAUUAGUGGAAGAAAAUGCUAUCUUUAGUGGUGAUACUAUCCUUGGUGGUUCAACCACUACAGUUGAAGAUCUUACAAGCUAUAUGCAGUCCCUGAAGCAAAUUCUUGACCUCAACCCAUCAGUUAUCUACCCAGGUCAUGGUUUUGUAAUUGACAAUCCCAAGGAAACUGUGGGAGGUUACAUCGAACAUCGUAACAAGCGAGAAUCUCAGAUCAUCCAGUGUCUCACUGACCACAGAGAUACACCAAUGGAGCCAAUGGACAUAGUCAAGAUUAUUUAUGUUGGUGUUCCUGAGGCGCUUCAAAUAAGUGCAGCCAACAAUGUCAUUCAGCAUUUGCUAAAACUUCAGAAAGACCAGAAAGUUGAAUCAAAGGAUGGUGUUAAAUGGACCAUUAAGCCCUUAUCCUCUCUAUGAGCGCUGGUGAAUCUCUUUGUAUGUGUAUGCAUGAAAGAUUAUUAUACUGUUUAGCAUCAUACAUGGAAAAGUGACUGUCAAGAAAAUAAUCAUUUGUUGCCUGUUCAGUCCUCUGCUAAAUGAUCAAGACAUAGAUUUUCAAUAUUACGGUUUAGAAAUAGAAGCUCGUAAAAAUUAUGUUAUUGAUACUCUAGACAUUGAUUAUCGAGUAUGCAGAUGAAACUACUGAUCCAAAGAUGUGGGAAUUUAUAAGUGCAUUAAAAUUCUGUGAUAGACACCGCCACUCACAUUUUUGUAAUCAUUUUUCUUGCACUUCUUAUGAUGCUUAUAAAUAAGCUAUUUUUGUAUAGACAAUGAAUUCGGUUACUUUUGUUUUUGACUUGCCUUGUGUAUUUGGAUGUUUGUUUUAAGACUGUCUUCUAAGUUUGAACUUAUACAGGUUAUGUCAGAUACACACCAGUGCCAUUUUCUAGAUCAGUAAAAAAUGUACAGCUCAUCAGAAAGACUUCACCUUUUGUUAUCGUUUACAAAAGCAGAAAACAAAACUUAUCAUGUCUGAGAAAUUGUAGUCUAUUUCUGUAGCUUGGUGUGUGGUCUUAUUAAAACAUGAACAUGUACCUCAAAUAAACUGAUUCAAAUAGAAA
Pomacea canaliculata is the source of this 1727-nucleotide messenger RNA. Its product is annotated as endoribonuclease LACTB2-like. Gene Ontology annotation, cellular component: mitochondrial matrix. The record is from RefSeq and is a predicted model, not a curated record. The transcript is spliced from 8 exons. Lineage: Eukaryota; Metazoa; Mollusca; Gastropoda; Architaenioglossa; Ampullariidae. The coding region runs from base 355 to 1083 and encodes 242 amino acids. Gene Ontology annotation, molecular function: RNA endonuclease activity; single-stranded RNA binding.